Molecule: messenger RNA, 582 nt
Organism: Bactrocera latifrons
Lineage: Eukaryota; Metazoa; Arthropoda; Insecta; Diptera; Tephritidae
Exons: 1
Coding region: 1-582 (193 amino acids)
Biological process (GO): DNA integration
Molecular function (GO): nucleic acid binding
Source: RefSeq, a predicted model, not a curated record
AUGGAUGUUGCAGGUCCGUUCCCAACCAGUAUGGCCGGAAACAAAUAUCUACUGGUUGUCACGGACUAUUUCAGUAAAAGGCCAGAAGUGUAUGCCUUACCAAACCAAGAAGCGAAGACAGUAGCCGAAGCGUUUGUAGAAAAUUGGAUAACGAGAUUCGGAGUGCCCAUCGAAUUACACUCAGAUCAAUGCAGGAAUUUCGAAUCUUCCCUUUUCCAAGAAGUCUGUACAUUAUUGGGCAUCCACAAGACACGGACAACAGCGUUACAUCCACAAUCAGAUGGGAUGGUAGAGAGAUUCAACCGUACGCGCGAAGAACAUCUGCGGAAAAUCGUUGAUAAAGAUCAACGGAAUAGGGGCAAGUGCAUCCAGAUGUUCCUGCUGGCGUAUCGUUCAGCGAAGCACGAGACAACUGGUUACACGCCAGCAAAGAUUAUUUUCGGAUCUGAUCUGCGACUGCCUGCUGAUCUUAAGUUUGGAAUGAAUCCUGCAGCUGUAAGAAAUGAUGGAGAUUAUUGCUCUGCCUUAAAGGAAAAAAUUAAUGAGCUGCAUCUAAUGGUAAUGAAGGACCAGUUUGAUUAA